This is a messenger RNA of Australozyma saopauloensis, 879 nucleotides long. It is a transcript of the gene SOL1, whose product is annotated as Sol1p. The transcript has a single exon. Lineage: Eukaryota; Fungi; Ascomycota; Pichiomycetes; Serinales; Metschnikowiaceae. The record is from RefSeq and is a predicted model, not a curated record. Bases 1 to 879 code for a protein of 292 amino acids.
AUGUUGAACCCAUCCACGCCGCGCCUGAGCCGCCGCCAAGGCCCCUCGACGCCGCCCACCUCCACGAAAAAACCGGGGCUGCAGAAAUUGCCCGUGUUUCGCUUGCCGAAAGACGAAACACAUAAACAGCUCGAAACGCCGGCUCUGCACGGCCUCCGUCGCGUGGUGGACCUUGCGCCGCCCACACAAGACGCGUUCCCGUUGCUGCCGCAGUUCACGCCGCACAAAUCGCCCCAUCACCGGAGAAGACGCGUCUUUCCUGGUGAGCUCUUCAACACCGAUGCUGUCUCGGUUCUCUUGCCAAACCAUGCGGUUUCUGGCAGCGGGCGUAAAACCUUUGGUGGUGGCCGUCUGUUGAAGGCUCCUUUUCAGCUUGCAUGUGACGAAUUGGCGCUGUUGAAUGAGAACUUGGCGUUUGAGGAAGACGACGAUGAAUCCAAUGUAGACACGGGCAGCGACACCGAGUUUUGCAUGGACUCGUUCUAUGGCGAUAGCUUGAUGGCCAGUCCGAGCCGGAAGCCGCGUGCUGCCCGUAGGGCGGUGGUAUUGGAGCCGUCGCCUGAGGUGUACCCUUCCACUCCACAGAAACAGAUGAUAACCGAGGAGAAGGCGCGCGAAUGGCACUUGCCUGAGAAGAAGAACGACUUUUUGACCGAGGAAGACUGGGCUGGCCCGAAGAAUACCCUCAGAAAUCCUUUUUUGUCCUCGUCCUCGUCCUCAAGCCCUUCCAGAAAGACCCGUGGUCAAAACAUGGACCUGGUCAAUUUCGAUACACACAUCGAACUCAUCAACCAUCGCACGGGCGAACGGCAUGUGGAGGAGCUUUCUCCGGAGCAGAAACAACUCCGUCCUCGUAAAAUCGACUUCAGCGCAAUCUGA